Rhinopithecus roxellana (golden snub-nosed monkey) is the source of this 5254-nucleotide messenger RNA. RefSeq names its product ankyrin repeat and FYVE domain containing 1 (gene ANKFY1). Gene Ontology annotation, biological process: Golgi to lysosome transport; retrograde transport, endosome to Golgi. NCBI's taxonomy places the organism in Eukaryota, Metazoa, Chordata, Mammalia, Primates, Cercopithecidae. The transcript is spliced from 25 exons. Bases 1 to 3636 code for a protein of 1211 amino acids. The record is from RefSeq and is a predicted model, not a curated record. Gene Ontology annotation, molecular function: small GTPase binding; metal ion binding. Gene Ontology annotation, cellular component: endosome membrane.
AUGCCGACCCCGCGGGACUGCGGCCGGCUGCGGAGCGGGGCUGGCGGGUCUCGUGCCGGUGCAGCGUGCAGCCGCGGGGCCCCGAGGGCAGCAGGGGAGGCUCUUGAUUGCCGGCGGUGCCGGGACGCCGGGGGAAAGGAGGUGGCCAAGCUGGAGAAGCACUUGAUGCUUCUACGACAAGAGUAUGUCAAGCUGCAGAAGAAACUGGCAGAGACAGAGAAACGCUGCACUCUCCUGGCUGCGCAGGCAAACAAGGAAAGCAGCAGUGAGUCCUUCAUCAGCCGCCUGCUGGCGAUCGUGGCAGACCUCUACGAGCAGGAGCAGUACAGCGAUCUGAAGAUAAAGGUUGGGGACAGGCACAUCAGUGCUCACAAGUUUGUCCUGGCAGCCCGCAGUGACAGCUGGAGUCUGGCUAACUUGUCUUCCACUAAAGAGUUGGACCUGUCAGAUGCUAACCCUGAGGUGACAAUGACAAUGCUUCGCUGGAUCUAUACAGAUGAGUUGGAGUUCAGAGAGGAUGAUGUGUUCCUGACUGAAUUGAUGAAACUAGCAAAUCGGUUUCAGCUACAGCUCCUCAGGGAGAGAUGUGAGAAGGGUGUUAUGUCUCUAGUGAAUGUCAGGAACUGUAUUCGCUUCUACCAAACGGCGGAGGAGCUGAAUGCCAGCACGCUGAUGAACUACUGUGCAGAAAUUAUUGCAAGUCAUUGGGAUGACCUGAGAAAGGAGGAUUUCAGUAGCAUGAGUGCUCAGUUGUUAUACAAAAUGAUCAAAUCCAAGACGGAGUACCCGUUACAUAAAGCUAUCAAAGUGGAGAGAGAAGACGUGGUCUUCCUUUAUCUGAUUGAAAUGGAUUCCCAGCUCCCUGGGAAGCUGAACGAAGCGGAUCAUAAUGGAGAUCUGGCAUUAGAUCUAGCCCUUUCACGACGACUGGAGAGUAUUGCCACCACGCUGGUUAGUCACAAAGCUGACGUGGACAUGGUGGACAAGAAUGGCUGGAGCUUGUUACACAAAGGAAUCCAAAGAGGAGAUCUCUUUGCUGCCACUUUCCUCAUUAAGAAUGGGGCCUUGGUCAAUGCCGCUACACUGGGUGCCCAGGAGACGCCAUUGCACCUCGUGGCCUUGUACAGUUCAAAGAAACACUCAGCAGAUGUGAUGUCUGAGAUGGCGCAGAUUGCAGAGGACCUUCUGCAGGCUGGUGCCAACCCCAACAUGCAGGACAGCAAGGGGAGGACUCCUUUGCACGUGUCCAUCAUGGCCAGGAAUGAACAUGUGUUCAGUCAGCUGCUGCAGUGCAAACAACUGGAUUUAGAACUCAAAGACCAUGAGGGCAGCACGGCUCUGUGGCUCGCAGCGCAGCACAUCACCGUGUCUUCUGACCAGUCCGUGAACCCCUUUGAAGAUGUCCCCGUGGUAAAUGGGACUUCAUUUGAUGAGAACAGCUUUGCAGCCAGACUCAUCCAGCGCGGCAGCCGCACGGACGCACCUGACACAGCGACAGGAAACUGUUUACUACAGCGGGCAGCUGGAGCAGGAAACGAGGCAGCAGCUCUUUUCCUGGCAAGCAACGGUGCCCAUGUCAACCACAGAAACAAGUGGGGAGAAACCCCGUUGCACACAGCAUGUCGGCAUGGCCUGGCCAACCUCACUGCAGAGCUCCUGCAGCAAGGUGCCAACCCAAACCUGCAGACGGAGGAAGCUCUGCCUUUGCCAAAGGAGGCUGCAUCCCUGACCAGUUUGGCGGACAACAUCUAUCUGCAGACACCACUGCACAUGGCGAUCGCCUAUAACCAUCCGGACGUGGUGUCUGUCAUCCUGGAACAGAAAGCCAAUGCUCUUCAUGCCACCAACAACUUGCAAAUCAUUCCGGACUUCAGCCUCAAAGAUUCCCGAGACCAGACUGUGCUGGGCCUGGCAUUAUGGAGUGGCAUGCACACGAUCGCAGCCCAGCUGCUGGGCUCUGGGGCCUCCAUCAAUGACACCAUGUCGGAUGGGCAGACCCUACUGCACAUGGCCAUACAGCGGCAGGACAGCAAGAGCGCGCUCUUCCUCCUGGAGCACCAGGCAGAUAUAAAUGUCAGGACUCGGGACGGGGAGACGGCCCUCCAGCUGGCCAUCAGAAACCAGCUUCCACUCGUGGUCGAUGCCAUAUGCACCCGAGGAGCGGACAUGUCUGUGCCCGAUGAGAAGGGGAACCCCCCGCUGUGGCUGGCCCUGGCAAACAGUCUGGAGGACAUCGCGUCCACUCUGGUCAGACAUGGCUGUGAUGCCACAUGCUGGGGUCCAGGACCUGGUGGAUGCCUUCAGACGCUCCUGCACAGAGCCAUUGAUGAAAACAACGAGCCCACCGCCUGCUUUCUUAUUCGCAGUGGCUGUGACGUGAAUAGUCCCAGACAACCAGGCACUAACGGAGAAGGAGAGGAAGAGGCUAGAGAUGGGCAGACCCCUUUGCAUUUGGCAGCCUCUUGGGGGCUGGAAGAGACGGUACAGUGUCUUCUGGAGUUUGGUGCCAACGUGAAUGCACAGGAUGCAGAAGGAAGAACCCCCAUCCACGUGGCCAUCAGCAGCCAGCACGGCGUCAUCAUUCAGCUGUUGGUUUCUCACCCCGAUAUCCAUUUGAACGUACGAGACAGACAAGGGCUGACCCCGUUUGCCUGUGCCAUGACUUUCAAGAACAACAAGUCAGCUGAGGCCAUCCUCAAACGAGAGUCCGGGGCUGCUGAGCAGGUGGAUAACAAGGGCCGGAAUUUCCUUCAUGUGGCAGUUCAGAAUUCUGAUAUUGAAAGUGUGCUGUUCUUGAUAAGUGUCCACGCUAAUGUAAAUUCAAGAGUCCAGGAUGCCUCCAAGUUGACCCCCCUGCACCUCGCUGUCCAAGCAGGCUCAGAAAUGAUUGUCCGCAAUUUGCUUCUUGCAGGAGCCAAAGUGAAUGAAUUAACCAAGCAUCGCCAGACUGCCCUUCAUCUUGCUGCCCAGCAGGACCUGCCCACCAUCUGCUCAGUCCUCCUAGAGAAUGGCGUGGACUUUGCUGCCGUGGAUGAGAAUGGAAACAAUGCUCUUCAUCUUGCUGUCAUGCACGGCCGGCUCAACAACAUCCGGGUUCUCCUGACAGAGUGCACAGUGGACGCCGAAGCCUUUAAUCUGAGAGGCCAGUCACCACUGCACAUUUUGGGACAAUAUGGCAAGGAGAACGCGGCGGCCAUCUUUGACCUCUUCUUAGAAUGCAUGCCGGAGUAUCCUCUGGACAAGCCAGACGCAGACGGCAGCACGGUGCUGCUCUUGGCAUACAUGAAAGGGAAUGCCAACUUGUGCCGCGCCAUCGUCCGGUCGGGGGCUCGCCUCGGGGUGAAUAACAACCAGGGAGUCAACAUUUUCAACUACCAGGUCGCCACCAAGCAACUUCUGUUUAGACUUUUAGAUAUGCUGUCCAAGGAGCCUCCAUGGUGCGACGGCUCCUACUGCUAUGAGUGCACUGCCAAGUUUGGAGUCACAACUCGCAAACAUCACUGUCGUCACUGCGGACGUCUUCUUUGCCAUAAAUGCUCGACCAAGGAGAUUCCCAUUAUAAAGUUUGAUCUGAACAAGCCUGUGCGAGUUUGCAACAUUUGUUUUGAUGUACUGACUCUGGGUGGGGUCUCUUAGUGAGCCCCCCGGAGGGCCCAGGCCACAUCCUUGGUCACCUCCCCAGCAGCUGCUCUGCUCACCAGCCUGACCCCACCCAGAGCAGGAGCUGGCGUGUGUCUUCCUGCGGCAAUAGACUGGAACAAUUAAGGACCAUGGUGUGAUAGAUCCCAUUUCAAAUGAUUCCAUAUGAUUGUCAGUGUGUGUGUCAGACUGUGAUCGAUUUCACUAGAUGUCUCACUCAUCAGACCAGGCCAUUUGGCCUAAGUGGUAAAUGUGAUUAGGAAUUAGCCCCCUCCCCAUUCUGCUAGCAACAUACAAGGACACUUGGAACACAGUUUUCCCUUCCAGUAGCUUGGUGUCCAUCCCAGAGCAUUCAUGAAGUCUUCCCGCUGGGCUGGCUGAGGCAGAGCCUCACGGUGUAGGAAGCUGGCUAAUGAGCUGACUUUGCUCUAGGGUAAGUGGCUGCGGACUUUUCUGCACAGUGUUUUCAUAAAGACAAUAGGAUCCUCUUGCCCUGAAGUCUUUUUUUUCUUUUUAAGCUAAGCUGUAUUUUUAGCGAACUACCCCUUUUAAAAAGGUGAAAUCUUUCUUAACAGGGUUCAAAGAUGAGAGCUGAAAACUCGUGGCCUUAACAACUGAAAGCUUUACAGUAUUCACGCUACUGAGGUGUCAGGAGUGCAGCUGGGCCGCCUGGCGCCUCGUAGCAGCCGUCUCAUUCUCUCGUCUUGCUGCGUCCUGUCUGUGGAGUCCUCAGUCACUCUGCCGCUGGAGAGUGCUGGAGGAAAUGCACUUUUAUUGUGCUGCACUUUUUAUAGAGCUGCAUUAUUGGUGAUCCCAGUUUAAAAAUCCAUAUUCAGAAAUACCCUCACGCAUUCUUGCAUCAGUGGUUCUAAUGCUCAGCUGUGACUGGGCCUCCGCUCACACGGCCUCCCAGGAAAAACUCUACAGAGCAUCUUUUAAAGCAAGAGAUUCACACAGGCCGAGUGAUGAGAGGUGGAGUCACUAAGGCUUCAGCCCCAAGGGCAUUUCCAGCCUCAGGCCGGCAGGUCCUAUGUCCUUGACGCAAACGCUUCUUGCUGAAAUCCUCCCUAGUGAUGCUGCGAGUGCUGUUGGUCCCAGUUCUGUGUAGCUUGCCCUGCCCCAUGAAGGGCCACCAGCCAAGGGCCCUGGCCACCUGUGUACCACCUUAUUUUGGAAGUCUCUGGCUUGUGUGCUGGAUGAGGCCGCCAGAACUUGUUGGGCCGGCGUCGCUGCUAGUACAUAUAUGAACCAUGAGGUGUUAAACUUUUCUUUUGAAGGUUUGGCCAGUUUCUAAAAAAUGCACAUUUAAAGAGAAGCAUCUACCACUGCUUUAAAACAGAAAAACUCUGAGUUGAACAAUAUGUGUUAUACUCAGAGAUUAACAAUCUCAAUCAUACAUACUGAUUCUUCCAGACAUUUAAUAACCACUACAUUUUUUUGCAUUAAUGAAGUUUGAAUAUAUGUGUAAAGGGACUAAAUAUUUUUGCAACAGCCUGUUUUUUGUUCAUUCUUUUCUGGAUAGUGUGUCCUCUGUGUUGCGGUAGAUUUAUACAUUCUGUUGCCUAAAUAUGUGUGUGAAAUGAACUGAUAAACUGGAGUACUACUUUAAAAAAAA